Molecule: messenger RNA, 3528 nt
Organism: Anastrepha obliqua
Lineage: Eukaryota; Metazoa; Arthropoda; Insecta; Diptera; Tephritidae
Exons: 6
Coding region: 1-3459 (1152 amino acids)
Cellular component (GO): membrane
Source: RefSeq, a predicted model, not a curated record
AUGUUCAAAGAGCUAUGUGACGACGUCAAUAAUAACCCAUGGGGCUCAGCCUAUAAAAUAGUGCGGAACAAGAUGAAACAGACGGUACAACCAACAUGCCCAAUUCUCUUGGACCAGAUUGUACGAGAACUCUUCCCUCCGCAGCCUGACUUUGUGAGAAAGAUAGAUAGCGAACCAGCUACCAACAUCCCGGCGGUAAAUGUAGCCGAAGUGCUCAAACUAAGUAGCAAAUUAUCGUCUCGAAAAGCGCCUGGGCCAGAUGGAAUUCCAAACAUUGCGUUGAAAAAAGCCGUGCUGCAAAACCCGUGCUUGUUUGCGAGAAUUUUUAAUGUGUACCUGCAAGAAGGCGUCUUUCCAAAUAUCUGGAAACUACAAAAAUUGGUACUUGUACCAAAAAAACCAGGUGCUUGCGCUCCAAAUGAAUACCGUCCACUGUGUAUGCUGGACUCCAUUGUAACAACGCCUCCAUAUAAACACAUACCCAUCCGUCACCACACCAUCACAUUGGAUUACGCGCAGCUUUACUUUCGUCCAGAGCCAACUAGUGGCCCCAUACCGCAGCAGUAUCAACAGUACCAGAAGUACCAACAGUACCAGAAGUAUCAACAUCAACCGUACCAGCAAAAGUAUCAACAGUAUCAGCAGUUGCCACAGCAUUACAACUACUACAACUACAACUACAAUCAUAAUUAUCAUAACACCAGUUCACGUUCCACACCGACCCAUUCGCCCGCACCCUCAUACACACAUCUUCACCAACACUCACAUCAUCAACAGCAUCAUCUACAACAGCAAGAACUACUCAUCCAACAACAUCAACUACAACAGUUACAACAACAACAACAGCAACAACAACAUCAGCAGCAACAACAUCCGUGCAAUUAUUAUUCAACGCCGCCGCCACCAACCAAUACCAGUUCGAACCACCACACACCGAGUCAUCACAGUUCGACGUACAGCGCUUACGGUUCGUACGGUUCUUACGGCGGCGCAUACCUUGGCACCAGUGGCAGCGACAGUGGCGUAGGUGGUCUCACACCAAUCGGACGUAACUAUCGUCGAUACCACUCGAGUGGCAGUGGUGGCAGCGGCAGUAUUAGCGGUAGCAUUGGCAGCAAUUACCUCACUGCCGGCUCCCAUAGCGCAAAUUACGGGCGCACCUCGCCAGCACUGUCGAUUCACGCACGCCCCUUGCUCGCAUCCACAUCGACUGCGGCCAGCAGUACUGGUGGUUGUGGCAGUACAUACGGUUUGGGACUUGGCCUGGGACUUGGCCUCGAUCUCGAUACCAGUGACUACGAAUACGAACGAGCGUCGCUACACUCUGGCGCUUACGCUUACAAACCGUCGUCUUCGCGACGUGGCAGCAGCCUUGCUGCCGACUACUUGUUGGACGUUGCAGCACAUUGCAGCGUACCAUCGCCGGCACUCAAACCUGAGCCGGAUACCGAUCUUGAGCUCGACCUCGAUCUUGAUCUCGAUCUCGACGUGGGCGUCGGCGUCGGUGUUGACGUUAGCGACGUUGACGACGCUAGCGACAUUGGCCUCGACAUUGGUUUGGGCCUUAACGUCGAGGAUAUCGAAGAUCUUGAUAUCCCGGUACCAGAACCGGAACCCGAACCCGAAGCGGACGUGCACGACGAACUUGUUCGCGCGCUUGAACUCGAACUCGAUUUUGGACUUGAUUUUAACACCAACACUAACCUCAACUUCAAUCUCGAUAGCGCAGAUUUCAUCGGACUCGACGACGUCGACAUUGACGCAGAGGAAGAGCCAAUACUCUCGCCAGUGCUCAAUAGAUCUUUGCGUCCAUUCUCCUAUCCGGCACUUACUAUCACUGCACCAGAGAAUAGUAUCGCGAGCGAAUCACCAAUACCAGCGGCGACGCCGCCACCGACACCGACGGAUUUUCUCUAUCCGCAGUUGUCCGUACAAAGCAACAAGACGUCACCACAACAUCAGCAGCACCAGCAGCAGCACCAGCAACAACAACAUCAACAGCAACAGCAACAGACGCAACACUACUACCACCAACAACAAAGAACGACGCGUUUACCGCAACACGACGACAGUUGCGAGGAAUUCAACAACAUCACUGACGAUCCGACGUCGUGCAUCGGCCAAAAAAGAAUGAUGGUUAGCCGAUUGUGGAAUAGUUGUUUCCCCAAAUUCACGCCGGAGCACGUGCACCGGCACAACUUCUAUUUAUGCCAGUGGCAACGCAACACGCAAGUGCGCAUUGUCUAUCUCUUCUAUCGCUGGAUAACGGCAAUUACCUGCCUGGCCGCGCUCGUUUGCUCACUACUCGAUAUCGGGCGCUCCGAAGAACACUUCGAAAACCACUAUGCGAAAUGGUGGAUCUACCUGACACACUGGGGUCUGCUCUUCUGCACGGUGCAGGCAUGGCUGGCGGCGUGGAUUGUGACGCAGGGCAUGAUGGUGGAGCGUGAAGAUUUUGAGGUUGUGCGACAGGCGAGGAAGAGCCGCCUGCAUCACAUAUACUGGGUGCUGUACACGUGUGCCACUGUGUAUUCGUUCAUCAUAACGAUGUGUUAUUGGUUUUUGGUGCACGAUCCAGAAAUUCACAAAAUAGACGCUUUAAAUAUAAUGGUGCAUGUGUUCAAUUCGGUGAUUAUGCUCAUCGAUUUAGCUAUUGUCGGGCAUCCGAUCAAAUUGAGUCAUGUCUACUUCACGACUGGCAUCGGUUUGGCGUAUGGCAUUUUUACCGGUAUUUAUUUCUUAGCUGGCGGCACAGAUAGAAAAAACAAUGUCUACAUCUAUCCCAUGUUGGAUUGGACCAAACCGGGCAAGGCUAUCAUCGUCACUGUGUGUGCCGUCAUUUCCGUCUUUGUGGUGCACUUCUGUUGCUAUCUUCUGUAUCGCACGCGCGUCUGGCUAUUUACAAAACUUUGCAUACGCGGCGCGCACAACCGAGAUGGCGAAAUGGGCGAGGGUCUGCAUGAUGAGGCGGCGGCGCGUCUAGGCGGUGGCACCUCCCAAGAGUACUCACACCAGCAACAGUAUCCGAUUCUUCAUUCGGAACAGCCGCGCACCAGCCAUCACCACCAUCAGCACACACAAAAUCAGCAGCAGCCACAACAACAGCACCAGUCUGAUCCGCAAUACUCCGGCUAUCAGCAGCAACCUGUGGUGGCGGGCGUCAAUGUUGGUGUACUCAGCGCUGGCGGCUACUAUCAACCGGAAAAUAAUAACAAAAAUAAACAACAGCAACAACAGCAACGCCAGCUAGAGCAACAGCAACACCAACAACAGCAACACCAACAACAACAACAACAGCAGCAACACCAGCAGCCGCAACAGCAACAGCCACAACAACAGCAAAAACAUUCCUCAUCAGCGACUGCCGCAUCCGGUUUAAGUCGCACCGUGGCGCAUUUAGAUGCGGCACAGCGUGAGCAAUUCCUAAAUCCAAACAAGAUUGUGGAAUAUAAAAUGUAAAGGCGUUGUACCCGGCACCGAUAUACGUUCCACUUGUCCAUGAAAUUCUUGGAGAAACACUGUGCGCAA